AUGUUUACCGGUAGUCUUAUAGCCUCUGAAAUCGUUUCUCGGGUAUGCAAGAUUUCGGAUCCAAAAUUGGAAUUCCAAGGAUCACGGGAUGGCAACGAUUUUCAGCUGAUAUUGCCUAAUCUUGAUUUAUCUUUAGAUCCUCUUGAUAAAUGCGGGCUUAAGAAUAGAAAAGGAGAUGAGUACUCUAUAGGAGACUUAUUACUACUAUUGUUAUUAAAAAAAGAAGAUUAUACAUACUCAUUUGUUACCUCCAAAGGCUUCAAGUAUAUAAAUGUACUGGAAAGGGAAAAGAUCAAAAACAUAGUAGAGUCAUCUGAGCUUGUAAAUACAAAUCUCUCAUCAUCAAUUAUUAAAAUUAAACAGCUAACCGUUAAUGAUGAUAUAAACAAUAAAGCAGAUAAAGCGCAGACUUUUACCUUUUCUAUGACAAUUUACGAUAAAUUGGAGCACGAAUUUGGCCCUAUUGACACUAAAUUAUUGCCCGUAGCGCUCAGCACCAAUGAAAUCCAUCCUAUUACCAGAAAUUCUAUGCUUAUGAGUUAUAAAAGGGGAUAUGAAAGUGUUCUGGAAAGGGCUAAAAUUUUAUCGCAAACAAAUCAGACCAAUGAUACAAUACAGAAAUUGCAAAAAAAAAACAUGCGCCUCAUUGAUGAAAUAUACUUUAGGUACAAGAAGAGACCCAUAAUCAUUGUCCCCAGCGGGAUCAACAUCGUAUGCAAAAACAACAUCAAAACCCUGCUUGAAGAAUCAAAGUAUCUAGAUCCUGCAAGUUUAAUUGCUGAAACGACCGCACAUCCAAUGAAUGCAAUUGAACUAGUUCAUAAAAUUGGCGGGAAACAAAUAAGAUUUAGGAUAAUUGAGAAUUCAUACAUCUCCAGAAUGAGCCAGUCUGACUGGGUUAGCAUAGUCUGCGUUAUUAUCAAUCCCAAAGGAGGGAGGUGGCAAUUCAAGGGCUACCCGUUUGAAAACAUAGUAAACCUAUUUACGACACUCAAGUAUCUAAUCGAUUUAUUCAGGGGGGUACUAUUCGUUCAUGACACAGAUCCUAUUCCGGAUGAUUUCACCCACUGGGAUAUCAAAAUUUGCCGUAUUAGCAGAUUGCAUAGGCACAAAGAUGCCUGUGUUACCAAUGAUUUUUGGCAGUAUUUGGAAUCAUUUCUACUGGGACCAAGGAAAAAACACAUCCAUCCCACCAAAACUCUUUGA
This is a messenger RNA of Babesia microti strain RI, 1206 nucleotides long. Its product is annotated as conserved Plasmodium protein, unknown function. Lineage: Eukaryota; Apicomplexa; Aconoidasida; Piroplasmida; Babesiidae. Gene Ontology annotation, cellular component: Cdc73/Paf1 complex. The record is from RefSeq and is a predicted model, not a curated record. Gene Ontology annotation, molecular function: RNA polymerase II complex binding. Gene Ontology annotation, biological process: positive regulation of transcription elongation by RNA polymerase II; transcription elongation by RNA polymerase II. Bases 1 to 1206 code for a protein of 401 amino acids. The transcript is spliced from 2 exons.